UCUUGCUAUUCUCUGCAACUUUGAUGAUUCAUCUUAAAAUUUCAGCGGUGUUAGGUAUCAUCAGAGAGCCUACGACGUCUUUAAAAAAUCUACGACUCUUUAAAAAAUCGUUUGAAUUUCAAAGCCAUUUGCGAGCGAUUCUAAUGAAUCUGAAAUGAUCACAUUCUAGCGUUAUUUAGGGUUUAUGAAAAAACCCUCAUUUUUUCUUUUUACAUAGGUUAGCAAUGAAGUUAUCUUUUAAAGGAUAAAUGCUAGUAUUUUAUGCAGUCAAAUUUGAGCAGAAUUCAUAAGUGAAAAUUAUAGUAUAUAAAGGUGAAAGAAAAAUGAUUAAAGUUUAAAAAGUGAACUUUGGAGAGUGAAGUUUUAAAAUGCCUUUACACUCAGAGAUUAUCAAUGCAUCAUGCGUCAUAUUUUGAUUGGCAAUUUUGUUUCGGUAACAUGUUUCUGUUAUUAGUUUUAGUUGAUUGUUAAACCAGAAGAAGGAAACACUACAUUUGUAGAGUUUUGGAGAAAUCAUUCCAACUGUGUUUACUGGGAUUUUGAUUGUUCUGCAAUGAUAGUGUGAAGCUAAUGAAGGCAUUGAAGAGGUGCCAUAAAGGUAGAGAAGAAGAUAGGCUGGAGAAUGAGUGUGUACUGACCACUGAGAACAGUUCAUAGUUGAGCAGGAAAAGGAAAUGAACUGAAGAGAAGUGAAGGGACAUUUACAUAAAGCCGGAAGACUGAAAACAGUUUGACAUGAGAUUUAAAGCAAAGUGAAACUUAAAAAUCCGACUCAAACCGUGUGUGUGUGUGUGUGUGUGUGUGUGUGUGUGUGUGUGUGUGUGUGUGUUUUGAGAAGGCUCUCACUAUGUGGUCCAGGCUGGCUUCAUGGCUUCAGAAUUGGAGUGACCCUCCCCUCCUGCUUCUGCCAUCUUCUGUUGUUUUGAGACAAGCUCUUGACUAUGUAGCCCUGGCUGGCCAAGAACUUGCUAUGUAGGUUAGGUUGGCCUACAAUAACCAGAGAGCCACCUGCCUCUGCAUCUCGAAUUCUGGAUUGUAGUGUGCAUCACCAUAUAUAUGGCUUGCAUGUAGUUUUGGUUUGAUUGUUAAAGAUAGGAUCCUGACGAGAUCAGUCUCUUGUGUAGACAAAGACAAUUUUAAACUCCUGAUCCACCUGCCUUUGUCUCCUCAGAACUGUUUUAUAGGUGCACACCACCACAGCUUAUAUGUUUUGUUGCUGCUUGUUUCAACAACUCAAAAGAAUGGUUAUUUUUAAAAUACUUUUAUUCUUUAAGACUGUCAUACAGUAGAACUCUCCAGAUCCGCCCACAUCUCUGUACCCCCCAAAUAUAUGUCCUUUUUGUUUAAGGAUAUUUUUUUAUUGUACCCUUUUUGUUGUUGUUGGUUUUAGAUUGUGUAAUUUAAUAACUGGUUUUAUAUAAAUGCAAACAGUCUUCCAGUAAUAGUUUUGAGCACUCGGGGCUGUAGGUUGAAGAAGUAAAACAUAACUGAGACAGUACAGGAGUUAAACUGUGAUAAAAGUAGGAGCUGUAAGAGAGUAAGUGGAGAAGGAAGUUGUAGAAGGCUUGGGUGGGAAGGAAAGGUUUCUUGGAAAAAGAAGCCUUUUGCUUUCUACAGGAAAACUUAUGUGCUAAUAGAUAAUGUCACCAAAAUGUCCAUCCUCUGUUUAUUAUUAAUUUAUUUUGUUUGUUUUGCUUUUGUUUUUAUGAGACAAAGUAGUCCUGUGUAGCCUUGGAAUCCCCUGGCUGUCCUGGAACUCUCUGACCAGGCUGGCCUCAGAGAUCCACCCGAGUGCUGGGAUUAUAGAAAUAUAGGAGUAAAUGGGUCCAGUAAUUGGAAUGACUCCGGAUAAGAGAGCUGAGACCCCGGGAGCUGAGAAGGUUGCAGGACUGAGUCAGAUUUACAAAAUGGGGAGUUUGCCUGAAGCUGGGGAAGCUUCCAGGCCAAAGGCCACUCUAGUGGGCAGUGACUCCACAGAUGACGAACUAACAAACUUGAACUGGCUUCAUGAGAGUAGUGACCUUCUAACCAACCUCAGGCUCGGCGGUGAAGGCCUUCCAAUGGUUAGCCCAUUGUAUGACAUAGAGGGAGAUGAUAUGCCAUCCUUUGGACCAUUGUGCUGCCAGAACCCAGAAAAGAAGUCAGCAACUUCCAAGCCCCCCUACUCCUUUAGUCUUCUCAUUUACAUGGCCAUCGAACACUCGCCAAAUAAGUGCUUGCCUGUCAAAGAGAUUUACAGCUGGAUCCUGGAUCGCUUCCCGUACUUUGCCACUGCACCUACAGGCUGGAAGAAUUCUGUUCGGCAUAAUCUAUCCCUGAAUAAAUGUUUUCAGAAAGUGGAAAGAAGUCACGGCAAGGUUAAUGGAAAAGGCUCCUUAUGGUGCGUUGAUCCAGAAUAUAAGCCCAAUCUUGUGCAGGCCUUGAAGAAGCAACCGUUUUCCUCUCCACAAAGUGCUUCUUUAUCGCCUCACUACUUAAGCUCUGUUCUCAAGCAAAGUCAAGUGCAAACUCUUAAAGAAUCUGAUAUUGAUGCUGCCACUGCAAUGAUACUUUUAAAUACUUCAAUAGAACAAGAGAUGUUAGAGUGUGAGAAGCCUCUGCCUCUUAAAACAUCACUGCAGAAAAAGAGGAGUUACGGCAGCGCGUUCAGUGCCCCCAGUGCUGUGCAACUGCAGGAGAGCCAUUCUCCAGCCUCCAGCAUCGACCCAAAAGCAGACCAUAACUACAGUGCCAGCGGCGUGGCAGCCCAGCGUUGUGCAUCGAGGGCUAGCAUGUCUUCCCUGUCUUCUGUGGAUGAGGUGUAUGAAUUCAUCCCCAAGAGUAGCCAUGGCGGGAGUGACGGCAGCGAAGGCUUCCACAGUGACGAGGAGACAGAUGCUGAGGAUGAGGAUCCUCUUGCAGACAGUGGCUAUGCACCGCAAGCUCUUGAAGACAGCACUCGGAAAGGACAGCCAGGCCAAAAGAUUCCAAAACAGUCAUGUCAAGAGAUCGAUGAGGAGCUCAAAGAAGCAGCCGGGUCGCUGCUCCACCUUGCUGGAAUCCGCACCUGCCUUGGCUCCCUUAUAAGUACUGCAAAGGCACAAAGUCAAAAACACCGGAAAAAGUAGAAAUGCUUAUAGUGUGGAGUUGUUUUAAAGUGUGGCAAUACUCUUCUACUUAACUUUUUACCAGGGAUACAGAGCCAUAUCAGAUGGACCGCUUUAGCUAAGGGUGGGGGAGGCGUGCCACUUGUUUCUUUCUAAAUAUUUUUUGGUUGCUUUUCUUUUUUGUUUAAACAGUUGCUCUUAGGAUCAUGCAUAAUUGUAAAUCUGACAUAAAGGACCCCACAACAUAAUUUCUGUGAAUAAGUGUCUCCCAGAUUUGGAAAAUUUCGUAUAGAAAAAUUCUCAGCCUCUGUCUUAAACUUGUAGGGAAAAAAUCUCUUUGUUAAUCGGUUAAAAAAUUGGUAACUUGGAUUUUCAUUUUUCUUCCCAUUCUGCUGUGAACUAGUUACUGGUAUCUCCCUGACGUGCUUCUCUCCUGACGUAGUGCAGGAGGGUGAGAUGGGAUCGCUUGUCUGACCUUGUUUCGGUUGUUCUUUGUUGCAGCAUGAGCUUGGCCUCUUCUGCAGCGGGAAGAGCCUAGGUGCCUAGAAGGUUCUCUGGUCUGUGGAGAAUGGAGCAGUUGUAAGGCAUGGGAAGGCCAUCUGGGGAUGAGGCUCAUCUCAUGACUAGCUCCUGCAGUAGCAUCUCUGCAAUGCCCCACCUCACAGUUAACGCACAGCCUCGAGGACCUCCGCCCUUCCCCAGAGCACUCUGCAAGCGCUUAAGCUUUAGCUGCUCAUUGUCUUGCUUAAGUAAAAAUGUCUGAGGAUGCAGCCGGAGAGUGUCAUGGAGUAGCAGUCGUCUUGACACACGUGCAGAGAGGCUUGCAUUUGUUUUCUCACCGUAGUGUAGUGAAGGGAGAGUGUGACAUCAGAAGUAAAGUAGGUCACUGAGGGCGGAACUGCCCAAGCUUCGUAAAGUUAAAAUUAAAUGUAUAGUGAGUUAGAUUUAAAACAGUAUUAAAUGUCCUACUGAGGAAGAUGUAGAGAUCAAUAUCUUCAGGGAUUUCAAAAUACAUAGAAAAACUGGGUCUUACACAAAACUUUGAGAAGGCAAUGUAAUAACCUGUAUGUGCCAUUAAUCCACGCUAGAAGAUUUUAUAUUACCAUUUCAAAAGUGCAUUGGCUAAGAUUUUAAAUAUUUGAACAAAACUGCUUAUAUGAGACAGUUUUGACUAUAGUGUUAAGAACAGGGAUACUAAGGCUAUAUAACUCAUAUAUAUUUUUUUACAGUGGUGGGAGAAAUUUUCAGAAACCUUAGUCUUAUUUCAUGAUACGUCCUGUAUUCUAGACAGUGACCUUGAGUUUUUCUCACUUACGUGCACACACCCUUGCUGUGCACACACAGGCUCAGGUUAGCUUCCUGCGUUCAAAUGUUUUUAUGGCUCUACAGCAUCUUCUUGGACUUUUUAAAGUGACAAAUGUUUUUAUUUUUACUUCUAAAUGUUUUUCUGGGCAAUAUUGUCAAAUAAGAAAAACAAAAGAAUGUUUCUUAUGUGACCACACUUAAGCUAUAACAGUAUUGAUACACUCCUGAAUCCAUGUUAGUUAUAAUUGAAUUUGGAGAGCCAAAUUAAUGGAAUUGGUGCUACUAAAAUAUAGACAUUUUUCUUUUAUUGAUAAUGCAGGAUGAGGAAUUUGGAAUUUUUCUAAUUCAUAAAUGUUAUCUCUCAGAAAACAGUUAAAGUUUUUACUGCAGACUGAAUGAAACACCAAACAGAAGUGUGGUUUUAGUGUGGUACAAGUCUUGAAGAGGUGGUGGAGUUCGGAUGAUAGCAUGGACUUGUGCAGCUCCUCACCGUGCCCUUCUGAGAGGUCCUUCACAGUUGUGCUCACCGCAUUCUGUUCCGACUGAUGUCCCUGGCCAGGGGGCGGGCUGUUCUGCAAACAGGAAAAUGAUCUGAAGUAGGAGGAAAGAGUUGUUCUCAGCUCCAAGAGAAGGAUCUUUUCAGAUUUGAUGUUUAGGCAGUAACUUAAAUUCCUUUCCCUCCUUCAGUGGCCUCUUAUUUAAAGCAGCAGCCAUUAGCAAGGAUGGCGUCAUGUGCCUGUGCACUUAGAACUAACAUGCAGAGUCCCUAACAACUUGCACUUCUUGUAGGAUUCAGUGUCUCACUUUCCGUUUGCUGCUGUGCCCAGGCACCCACUUCAAGGGGAGAACCUUCAUGAUUGGGUCCCUUAUGCUGUUCUUGGAGAUUAUGUGCCUAUUUGGUGUGCUUAGCCUGAAGCAUGGCUUGGAACUAUCCAGUUGAGGAAGUCAUCCUGAAUUUUACGGGCUAGAAAUUCCCAGAAAAUCGCAAGCUUUGUGUAAUAAAGACAGCUUAGAAAUCCAAGGACAACAUACAUGUUUCAAUCAUUUAAACUGGUUUUAGCUAAGGUAUACUUUGUCUUAUAUCAAAAUAAGAAUUUUGUUGGAACCAAUUCCAUUUUUAAUGGAUUCCUAAUAAAAGUUGUGUCUUAGCACUAUUAACUUUAUUUUCUACAUUGCCAAGAGAAUCAGUGUUUCUUGAAUAUGUCUUUGAAAUUUGUGCAAUAUAUUAAAAAUAGUUGAUUUCUUUGCUUUCAAAUUUAGGAUGAAAUAUUGCCUCAAUCAGUAGAAAAGCAGGGGUGCAUCACCCCUUUCCUUGGAGCCUUUUCUGUUCUCAUAGCCAGCACGACUUCUCUUAACUCAGAUCCUUUGUACAUUGUAAAGUUUAGCACAUGUUGUCACCGCUUUCUGAGGCAUUCUGUAAAGGGUUCAUACUAGAUGGUCAGUUAAAUACACGUUAGCAUAGUUGAAAGCUAGAGCAAGAGUUGAGGGAAUACUUGUGUCUUGUAGACUGGAGGCCUUCUCAGCAGCAAAGGCUGUUGUCUCAGAUGGACAGCAGCUUAACGAACGCCCUUUGAAAACUAUAAGGCAACUUUUGAGGCUUUCUGGUUUACAUAUAUGUCAUGGAGAUUUUUUAUUAUUAUUUUGAAAUGUCUAAGUUUUGAUUAAAGUUUACUCCAAUGUGUUGAUGAUGUAAUCAUAUUUAUUGAAAGGCAAAAUAGAAUGUUUUCAUGUUAAACCUGCCAUUUCCCAAGACUAUUCUUUGCAUUUAACUGCCAGUGCCAUUGUCAAAGUUGUACUUUUUUUAUUAAACACAGUGCUUAAUUUUAAAGUAUUAUGUUGCCAUCAUAGUGUAUAAAAUGUAUAAUUGCCAUUCAUUGUAACUAUUAUUUAUUUUUAAACUAAAGUAUAAGAAAACCUUUUGAUUAAAGAAAUUUGUUAUUAAAUUGUUUUCUCUUUUCUGAUGUAGCAUAAAAACUUCUGAGUUUAACUGCCAACAGAUGACCAACCACAAGUGAACCACUUCUCAGUUGCAGCCUUGCUUAUAGCAGAAACAACUUAUAAACAUUUAGUUUUUUUAUCUAAUCUCUGACUAUUAAAAUGUUUAUAAAGUUUAUUUUUACCAAAGAUAUGCAAUUCAUUAUGAUAAAGUUGCAGAAUAAACAUCAUUUUAUAACA
Molecule: messenger RNA, 6566 nt
Organism: Rattus norvegicus (Norway rat)
Lineage: Eukaryota; Metazoa; Chordata; Mammalia; Rodentia; Muridae
Gene: Foxn2
Product: forkhead box N2
Biological process (GO): regulation of DNA-templated transcription
Cellular component (GO): nucleus; nucleoplasm
Molecular function (GO): sequence-specific DNA binding; DNA binding; sequence-specific double-stranded DNA binding
Source: RefSeq, a predicted model, not a curated record